UCAUCUUUCUCCUUCGCGUUUUAUCCCCGACGCCGACUUCUUCUACUGUGUAUCUCCCCGACUUCAUGUGUCUCAUCGACUUCUGCUACUCUCUCUCAGAAGAAAAUCCCAAAUAAUUUCUUCUUCCUCUUGUUGUGAUUGCCUGCUGCACAUCCUUGCUCCUGUCGGCGUCCACUGCCACAUACGCGUGUGCGACCAAAUACUCUCUUGAGGCAGCAGUCACCUUGGAUGCGCGAGCGACCGACCACCUCCUUGGCAGCGUGCCCAACCAAAUGGCGCGGCGUUCACUACAUGGGUCGUUGCCUCGACAUCCCUGCCUUGGCUGUAGCUGCCUUGCCUUUGCCGUGGCUGCCAACAGCAUCCCUGCCUUUCGCAGCUUCUACCCUUACUUGGCCACGGUGGUUGCUAUUUGGGCCGCUGCCACAGAAUUCUGCCGUGGCCGUGGCCGCUAGUAGCAACCCUGCCUUUGGCAGCCGCUGCCCUUCCUUGGCCAUGGUUAUCUGUCAUAUCUGUCACAACAAGCAUUGCUUUUGAAAGGGGUGAAAGUAAUGUAGAAACAGUUGGUUACCAGAUUCCUUUAGAAGCAAAAUCUUCUAUGCAAAACAUGUCUACUGUUUGUACAACGGGAGUCUUACUCCAAAGGCCCACACUUCCUAUCAAUCAUAAAUGGAUUCUUAUCUUAUAUCUAGAAUUUAUUUUCAUUUUAAACUUCCAAGCAUGUUCUCCAGUUAAGUAAAUAUUUCAGUAGCCUUGCAAAUUCUCACUUUAGAAAUUCAUUUAAUUGUCAAAAGUAGAACAUUUAUCAAAAUAAUUUAGAUGACUAACCCAAGAUCAGAUUCUACAUAUUCUUCUUAAUUUAGUUUAUUUGACCAAUGCCAAUAUUGCAGAACGUACAUAUGAGUACUAUCUAUUUAUCUAGCUUUGUGUCAACAUGUGGAAAAUGUUAUUUUACCAACUGGAUUAUGCCUGCCAUCAUAUAGAGAAGUUUUUCAUGUUGUCUUCUAUUGGUGUUACCGUGUUACAUAUCAAAAUGUGAUAGAUGGAAACCAAUGUAGAAUUUUGUUUUGCAAUUUUUGUACGGAUUUGAAUUUUUAUAAAAUUCUGUGGUUGGUUUAGUUGAUAUGAAAAAUGCUAAUAUCUAGAAUGGCAAAUAAUAUUUUUUUAGUUUUAGAUGGAGUUAGAAAGCUUUUAGAGAACAAGCGAUUUAGGCAAUUCAUUCUUGUUUUGCUAUCUAGAUAUCUCAAGUCUCAAAUUUCCAUUUGAAAUAUACUAUAUCGCAAUGUAUUUCUUAAAUCAGGACAAAUUUGGGAGAGUUAAGUAAGAACCUGAUGGAGCUUUGGAGGUUAGUUUUUGUUGUAUGAUAACUUUAAGAAUGUAGAUCUUCAUCAAAAUUACCUACUAGCAUGUCAGUUUUGGAUUUUUCUUUUUUACAUUGUCUAUGUAUCUUGGUCUUUGACAUGAAAACAUGUGGUUUACAUAGAACAUGAUUUACUGCAAGUCUCUUUUGCUGAAUUUUAUUUGAUGUUAAUUGUAGAAAUUUUUUGUUUGCUGUUUACGCCAGGAUAGUUCUACAUAAAUUGUGUUUGCUGAAUUUUAUUUGUUAUUUACUGUAGUUCUCUUUUACUGAAUUUUAUUUAUUGUUUACUAUAGGAAUUGUUUUUUGUUGCUUACUGCAGGAAAGUCCUACAAGAAUUUUUGUUUGUUGAAUUUUGUUUGUUGUUUACUGCAAUUCUCUUUUGCUGAAUUUUUUCUUGUAUUCUCUUUUGCUGAAGUCUUUUGCUGAAUUUUUUUAUUUAUGUGAUGCAGAUGUCUAAAAGAGGGACGAAGAAUAUUGGUUCCAACAAAGGAAGAUAAGGGGGAGAAGACGACAGAGAUGAUAAUCUUUUACAAUACAUGAUGAGCAACAUGAUACCAUGCUUGAACUUAACAAUAUGCUAAAUGAAACACAAGUACGCAAAUUUUAUCUUGAUGAUGUAGUUAGUAAAUGACAUUAUAUGUAUUUAUUUGUCUAGGAUGUGGAGGGAAGAUAAAUUUUAGAAAAUGAGAUGAUUAAUGAUGCUCGAUACGAAGAAGGUAGUUCAUCAGUAGUUUGAUUUACAUGGGUUACCCUUACAAAUACUUGAAGAAAGAAAAAAGAGUUGAGUAUGUGUCAUUUGUGGAUCCUGGUCACAUACCUACAUACGGUGUGGGUGAAGAAGGUAGUAAAUUGUCACAACAUAUUGCUGCUCAAUUGAGAGCAUCGAACAGAGAUAGCAUCUGCUUCAUCCCAUAUAACACUGGGAACCGAGACUAUGCUUGGCAAACUAUUGUGACCAAUGGAGUCAAGAUAUACAAUGCAUCAAGGGGUAUUUCAAAAGGACCAGGUUUUAAACAAUUGGCAGGUAUUUUUAAACAAAAUGGUGUUGUUGAAUGUGGAUAUUGUGUGAUGCGGUACAUGAAAGAGAUAGUCUUGGAUGAAGAUCCACAAUUGGAGAGAACGUUUGCAGCAUUAAAAAUUAAACAGUAUUACAAUCAAUCUCAGUAUGAUGAAGUCAGAAGUGAAUGGAGCGAAUUCGUUUACUUCUAUGUGGGUGCCUAAGUGUAGGCUAUGAUAUAAAUUUUAGACAUGUAUUUAAUUUUUGGA
Molecule: messenger RNA, 2623 nt
Organism: Zingiber officinale
Lineage: Eukaryota; Viridiplantae; Streptophyta; Magnoliopsida; Zingiberales; Zingiberaceae
Exons: 7
Coding region: 2099-2578 (159 amino acids)
Source: RefSeq, a predicted model, not a curated record